Messenger RNA from Vigna unguiculata (cowpea), 1857 nucleotides. Its product is annotated as uridine/cytidine kinase UKL1, chloroplastic. NCBI's taxonomy places the organism in Eukaryota, Viridiplantae, Streptophyta, Magnoliopsida, Fabales, Fabaceae. The record is from RefSeq and is a predicted model, not a curated record. Gene Ontology annotation, molecular function: kinase activity; ATP binding.
AAGGAAACAGAAGCUGUGACCUUACACUGAAAAACCCACCAUGCCUGAAGAAACGACAUCGAUUGACUACGUCAUGGAGGCCGCAUCUGGGGCCCACUUCUCCGGCCUCAGACUCGACGGCCUCCUACCUUCCUCCGCCACCGCCGCCGCCACCCCCGAUUCAACCCUAGCCCCGGAUUCCCACCCGAAUCGCCCUUUCGUUAUUGGAGUUUCUGGAGGUACUGCCUCUGGGAAAACCACUGUCUGCGACAUGAUCAUUCAGCAGCUUCACGAUCACCGCGUCGUCCUAGUCAAUCAGGACUCGUUUUAUCGUGGGCUGAGACCUGAAGAGUUGGAACGUGUUCAUGAGUACAAUUUCGAUCACCCUGAUGCUUUUGACACGGAGCAGUUGUUAGAGUGCAUGGGGAAACUCAUCAGUGGUCAGGGCGUGCAUGUUCCCAUCUAUGACUUCAAGAAACAUCAGCGUUCUUCUGAUAGUUUUCGCCAGGUUAAUGCCUCCGAUGUGAUUAUAUUGGAGGGGAUUCUUGUAUUCCAUGAUCAGCAUGUGCGGGAUCUGAUGAACAUGAAGAUCUUUGUAGACACAGAUGCUGAUGUGAGGCUAGCUCGUAGAAUUAGACGGGACACAGUUGAGAGGGGCAGGGAUAUAAACUCUGUUCUUGAACAGUAUGCAAAAUUUGUUAAGCCUGCAUUUGAUGAUUUUGUUCUACCAUCAAAAAAGUAUGCUGAUGUGAUUAUUCCUCGCGGAGGUGAUAAUCAUGUAGCCAUUGAUUUGAUUGUGCAACAUAUCCGUACAAAACUUGGUCAACAUGAUCUGUGCAAAAUAUAUCCAAAUGUCUAUGUUAUUCAGUCUACGUUCCAGAUAAGAGGGAUGCAUACAUUGAUUAGGGACCGAGACAUAUCAAAGCAUGAUUUCGUGUUUUAUUCAGAUCGACUUAUACGUCUGGUUGUCGAGCAUGGUCUAGGUCAUCUGCCUUUCACCGAAAAGCAAGUGAUUACUCCCACAGGAUCUGUCUAUACUGGUGUUGAUUUCUGCAAAAAGUUGUGUGGUGUUUCAAUUGUACGAAGUGGUGAGAGCAUGGAAAAUGCACUUCGUGCAUGUUGUAAAGGCAUUAAAAUUGGUAAAAUUUUGAUUCACCGGGAUGGAGACAACGGAAAACAGCUAAUAUAUGAAAAGCUUCCCAAGGAUAUUUCAGAACGGCAUGUUUUGCUUCUUGACCCGGUCCUGGCCACAGGUAACUCUGCCAACCAAGCAAUUGAAUUACUCAUUCAGAAAGGAGUACCAGAAAACCACAUUAUAUUCCUGAACCUCAUUUCUGCUCCUGAGGGAAUCCAUUGCGUGUGUAAAAGGUUUCCGUCAUUGAAGAUUGUCACAUCUGAGAUUGAUGUUGAAUUGAAUGAAGAGUACCGUGUUAUCCCAGGAUUAGGCGAAUUUGGUGAUCGCUACUUUGGCACCGAUGAUUGAUCCUGCAGCAUGACCAAAGGUGGAGACACCUUUUCGGUAGCAGCUGCGUUGAUUAAGAAUUCGAAAAGCAGCUCGCUACAUUGUAUUGAGAUGCUAAAAAUUCAUCAAAACCAGCUUUAUUAUGAUUCGAGGCAGCCAGAUUUCAGUAACACCAAUGCAAACCUACAUAGACGUUGAUAUACAAGAAUGGUUUUCAAUUUAGAUUAGUCUUAGCAUGACGAUGUCACCAAACACAAAUUGCUUUGCACAAUUCUGUCAAUCUUGAUCCACAAUUAAUUAUGUGGAAAAAUAUUCACUUGUGAUCGGUGCAAUCUAUAUAACAAUUAGAUCAAUCAUCGAUAUAUGUUAAUUGUGUUACUAUAUUUCAUACAUAUUCUGGUGUUAGGCCUAAUUAC